GUAUUUAAUAAUUCAUUCCUUUAGUCAUUAUGUAUGUAGCUUAUUCUAAUUCUAUCAUUUAAUUAAAAACAUUGUAUCCAUAUUAGCGGAAGCAUCUAGUGAAUUUAUAGGCCUGCUACAGUAAAGCUAAUAUAAAAAUGAAUCUGUACCUAAAUGUAUCCGGUGUGAAGGAAUCUUCCGGUGGCUUCACGUCCGUCCAAAUGAACGGAUAGAAUAACGGCGAGUGAACGGGGCGGUGCUGAUGAUGCUGAUGAAGACCGUGCACACUCGACACCCGGUGAAGGACAGAUCAGAGGCACCGUGUAGUCUUCUGCGUCAUCUGGAUACACACUAAUCUAGUUUCCUAGCUUUGUUAUCAUUCUCUAUCUACGUCCAAUGAACAUCAGCACAGCGACAUCUUACAGAGUCACAGUCGCAUCUGUGGUAGACGGAAGCUUCUGUUGGUGCACUCUAUGUAAUUUCUCUUAUUUACUCAAACAGAAGCUCUGGGCUGCGUUGCGAUAAAAGGUAGGCUGACUGCUGAGAUUUUAACAUCUGUGCACGGUUAUCUAAAAAUGCAUUUUUACUGAUAAAAGAGCAGAGGAAUGCGGAGCUGUUUAUUAUCUACAGCUUACGAUAAUGUGCUUCUAUACAUAACACUUGCAUUUCAAUAUUCAGGCUACUCCAGCUGUGUAGAGCGCUGUAGAGAAAUCAUGGACAGCUACGAGAAUUUCUGCGCGCGCAUUCUGUGUGAGCUGCUGGCGGAAAUGAUGCGAGAGAAGAGCUGCAGUACCGCACCUGCUCGAGGGGUGGCGCACUCGCUCGUCUGCUUUCAUGGCAGGCCGCUUUUGUCUCCAGUUCUAAGUGAGAAACAAAGAAGGGAGAUGGCUGAAUACAGGAAAAGAGCUUCACAAAUGGAGGUAGAGAGACAGAUUCAAUUCAAAAACCUCCUCAAUCAGAUUCAGACCAUUCUUUGGACCAAUAAGCCUCCAAAAACAUUGGACAUGCCAAAGUUUUCAGAGCAGUGCCUGACUCCAUCUCCAAAAACAGACAACAGGAAUGGUUUUACAGCACUAGAUAAUGCAAAUCUUACAGCUACUGGGGCCACAGAGCCGUACAUCUUCUCUAGUCAGAAACCAGUGACCCCUUCAGCUGUUAAGAGAGAGAAAUCUGCGGAAGAAAACCAAAUGCAAGAGGAAACUGAAGCUGAAGGAGUUUGUCUGCAGAACCUGCUGAAGAAAUCACGUGAAUUCAUCGAAAAAGAGCAAGGUAAACAGGGGUCAAAGGUCAACAAAACAGUUGAUCCACUCUCUGAAAGCCCGUCGGAUAAAGAACACGGCUGUUCUUUGGAUGGGACUGCAUCUGGUUUACCCUUUUAUAUUUCCUCAUCAAACCAAACCUCUCCCAGUAACCUGAUAGACCCAGAACCCCACCGCGGACGUCCUCGUACCAUUUCUGCUGGCAGUGUCUUCUUUUCGUUCCCUGAAAACCCCAACCAACUGAACAUUACAGCACAUGCAAGGCCACAGGAAGUAAAAACAAUCGCGAUGCAGGAAAGGAAGCUACUCGGAGUGGAAAAUGUGAGUAAGGGUCGAUAUGAUGAUCACUCUGGGUUGAACGAGACCGUGGGACGAUUAGAAACAUCUCCAGUGGAUCCUGAACUCACAAGCCCUCUGUUUCGAAGGAGAUGCCACACGCUGGAUAGCCAUCUGUCCUCAAACCAUCAGAGGCCCGUCAUAGACCGGAGCCAGGAGAGAAUGCCUCGGUUUAUGGCCGGGGUCACUGCGAGAACACCCACUCGACUGUCUCCUCCUUCACCCAUGAACAAGACUUUCACACGGGACAGUCCCACAGCAGCAUUCACUCCUUUUGAAACCCAAAGAAACAGUGUUAUUAGCACAGCACUGAAAGAAUGGAGAACAGAUGAGAUGCAAUGGCAAGUCCACACUCUAGAAGACAUUCAGAGGUCUCUGGAGGAUGAUUAUGAUUUCCGGAUGUCGUGUCUGAUGGAAGAGCAAGAGAGAGAGCAACUGCACCUGAGUCAGGAGUCGGAGGAGUGGGUCAGGAGACUGAGGGGUCAGGGUGGUCUGAGUCCUGUCGCGGGCGAGGACGGGUGUGAAUUCAGGGUAACUGGUGAACGUUACACUAUACUGAGCCCCAUGUGCCUUUUAAGCCCAGGAGACAGAUCACCAAGACACCCCGUGCCAACCACUGGUUUCCCUUCAACCAGUUUAGAUGUGGAAUCACCACCAAUACAGACUCCCAUUUACAUGAGAGGCCUGAAUCACAGCACAGCAAAGAGAAACAGGCUGAGUCAGGUUGUGACAGCGGAGCAGCAGAGGGCACUGUGUCACCUCACUGCUAUUGUGAAGGGCUUCCUCAUCAGACGACUGCUGAAAACAGAGAAAGUCAAACACCUGCGGCAAACCAUACAAGACACGCUAGAGUUUAUACGUUCAUUCAUCACUGAAGCUCCUCAGAGGAACGACUCUCUGACAGAGCAGGAUCUGUCUCUGCAAGAGCGGGUCAGAGCUCAGUUACGUGCGGCCUUAUUUGACAUUCAUGACAUCUUCUUCACAUGGUCUCCAGAGGAGCGUCUGUCUCUACUGCAGCAAGACCGAGAGCUGCUCACCGAGAGAAAACUCCGAGAGAUGGAAAAAGCAAAAAGCCCCAAGGACAAGGUGAUUAUAUCUGCUGCUACUCAGAAAUCUCUUGAUAGAAAGAAAAGAGUCGGUGAAUCUCCAGGUCAGACCAGAAGAGCUCAGAAAACCAAGAGUCCUCCUACAAAAAGGAGUUACAAGAAGACUCCAGAGGAAAGAGUUCAGCAUUCUGAGAGGCUGAAGAAACAGCAUUCACUGGGUUGACCUCAUAUACAGUUAUGAACAGAAUAUGAAAAAUAAUAUUGUGCUAAUUAUACUUCUAAAAAUACUCACUUGCUAGCCUGCCAUCUCAUUGAAUUAUGACUAUUAAAUAUCAUUGGUAUCUAGUUCCUCCCAUUCUAUUCUACUACAUACCACAUAUGAAUAUAGAAUUAGAUAUUAUUUUGUUUCUUCUAGGUUACAAAACAAAUUAUAAUCCACAGUUAUACUAAAUUACCCUUGUAGAAAUUAUUACAAAUUCUGUAAAUGUGGGACUACCUGUUUUCCAAAUAAUAGAAGCCUGCACUGAUAAAGAGAAAAGUUAAUGCUGCUUUAAUGCUACAAAUUCAUAUGAAAAUGUCAGAAUGUUGACAGAAUGUGAAAUAAUAGAAUAAUACAUCUCUGUGAAAGGUACAGGCAUUUCUCCAGAAGUUAAUAGAUUGUAUUUGAUCCACUAAC
Carassius carassius (crucian carp) is the source of this 3296-nucleotide messenger RNA. RefSeq names its product centriolar coiled-coil protein of 110 kDa-like. The record is from RefSeq and is a predicted model, not a curated record. The transcript has 12 exons. Lineage: Eukaryota; Metazoa; Chordata; Actinopteri; Cypriniformes; Cyprinidae. Gene Ontology annotation, biological process: regulation of cytokinesis; centriole replication; centrosome duplication. The coding region runs from base 693 to 2843 and encodes 716 amino acids. Gene Ontology annotation, cellular component: centriole.